Pecten maximus is the source of this 6735-nucleotide messenger RNA. Its product is annotated as location of vulva defective 1-like. NCBI's taxonomy places the organism in Eukaryota, Metazoa, Mollusca, Bivalvia, Pectinida, Pectinidae. The record is from RefSeq and is a predicted model, not a curated record. Bases 202 to 5715 code for a protein of 1837 amino acids. Gene Ontology annotation, cellular component: plasma membrane. The transcript is spliced from 50 exons.
GAGCUGUACGUACGUUUCCCCUUCCGUGGGCCUCUUUCAGGAUUUACCUUGUUACUGUGGGGACCCUGACCAGGGACUCAGAGACAGGGCUGGCCCCGGAGUGUAAGCAGUAACUGGCGCUGGAAGCCAAGUAUUAUCUGUGUGGUGGAAUACAUAGUACUUUUUAUACCAUCUUAAAGACUUAAUGUUAAAAUAACAAUCAUGAGGAUUAUAAUACUUAUUACAACAGCCCUAUGUGUUCAAUAUGUGCGAUCACAAGAAUCAACAGGAACAACAAAAGCGAAAGUAGAAUGGUCAGCUAGUCUCCAAAGUGUAGGGCCAGGUAUUCCUAUUCAACACUGGGGUAAAUCAGUGUCUUCACGUGGGAAUCAAACAAAAGAGGUGUCGCCGAACAAGAAAACACUUCCGGUUAUAGUUCCGGCUUCCGGUAUUCCGGGGAAGAAGGGGGCUGGUACAACGAACGCACCAGGGACAACGAUGUCACCGCUACAGAAGGCUAUUAACCAGUUACUUGCAGCAGCCAAAAAAGAAAAGUCAGUUUCCCAGAAAGUCACGUCGUCUACCCUAAAUGACCUAUUCACAAAUAAAGUUUCGAUGUCGAAGUCAACUUCUAACAUGCAAGUGGAAUCCGAAAAAGUUCCCGGACUAAACCUGCCAGGUGUGUUUAUACCCAAACUUCCUCAGCCAAGGAAACAACAGUUUGACAAUCUUCUUGGAUCAAGACGUCGAACGAUUUCUGCUAAAGAAGCCAGUAUGUUCAGAAAUAACAGAAAGAGAACCAUCGCCCCGACCACACAGCGUGCCACCAAGGCUACGCCAUCCCCCGCCUCCCGUACCACCCCAUCCCUUACCCUUCCACCUCCUCCUCCCUUCACGAUUACACAUCACCAAACAUCAAACUUUGCCAGAGCGAGAGCUUCGGUUUCUCAAAGAAGUACACCAACUGAAAAACCUCGUCCGGCAGCUAAAGUUGUAAUCACUAAGACAACAACAACUACUACAACACCAAAACCAACCACGACGACCACACGAGCUACGACAACAACUACAACUCCAACCACAACUCCAACAACUACCACAACUACAACGACACCAGCCCCGGAGCCUUUAGCGAUGGUACACUCGUCACUAUCUGUGCCACAAUCUCUUCUGGAUCGCCUCCGUACGCAAGGGGCCGCCUUAAUCGAAUCGAAAUCGAGAUCCACACAAACAAGCGACGCUCAGACAGACAACACACUGGCGGAAAAUGUUGAUUCGACAAUCAAAACCAGUAGUGUUAUGACCAGCCUGAAGCCGACCCUCUCCCCUCAGUGGCCACCAGUAACCUUACAAAGUCAGUGGCCGACCCUUGCUCCAAUUUUAGAUAACCCAGAGGGAGCACCCAUUAACACCGAUGCUGCCUCAAACCACUGGUUGAAUAUUUUUCAAUCUAGGCAAUCACAAACGGGGCUUGCUGAGCCAUCACCUACAAGAGACACUUUUGGCUCACUGUUUAAUCCCUCCGGUACUAUGCCACCAAUUCUGGACAAUUCAAAUAUGUUCUCUUCAUUGAUUCCACAACCCACUGCUAGUUUCUUUGAGCAAUUGAUAUCUGGCCCUACUGCAUACCCAGUAGGAAACACAGUUGGUCCGUCACUUCCUCCAACUAGCAAGCCCAGUUUUAAAACAUCCCCGACAAAUACCGUAGAAAUGUCCAGGUCUACAACGACCCGGAGAAGUGUUACUUCCACACAGCCACCACCGACCAAAUCAUAUCCCACAACGCUAGGAGAACAGCAUAACGCUACACAACAGAGGGUAAAUUCACAAAGUGUGACAAAGACUCCUGAAGUUACAAAAAUUAUGUCUGGUAUCCCUGUAACAUUGACGUCAAUGAAGCCAAAGACGACAAUUGAUGUGAGAAAAACAUACCCUUCGUCGGUGUUUACAGCUAGCCCAGGUGUGAACACACUUUUUCAAGCUGCAACCAGUCCGGAACCUACCAGAAAGACGGCGGACAACAGAAUUGUGCCCACCGCCUCCGCCCCUACGUCUUUGGACAUUAAGGAUGGUUUAUAUGUACCGGCGAAUGCCUCUGGCACGAACAGCUUUGUGAGCAUGUCCCCUUCUUUCUCCACGACCAUAGACCAGGGUCAGCUCAUAGAGCAGAAAAGGGCGAUGGAAGAGCUAGAAAAAAGACAGAUGAUGUCGGCAAACAAUCUGAAAGUCCAGCAGGAAAUGUUACGACAGAUCAAGGAAAUGCUUGCUGCGCUUACAACGUUUUUCGAAAGAGGGAUUGUAAAUCGAAUAAUGUCAGUGGCAAGGACAACUGCCUCUCUACCCCAACCUACCACAGCGAUUAGGAUUGAAACUCAACGGCCAACGACUUCACCACAAGCUAAUAGGCAAACACGUAGGCAUACCCAUGAACAAUUGGUUACGGAUCCAGCGGAAGUGACGUCGGUUCAUGUUACAGUCCCACCCACACAACCCACCACCACAACCCAGGCUCCAACUACAACGACAACCAGUACUACAACUACAACCCCAACCACAACAACCACCACUCCCGACCCUACAACAACUCCAACCACAACAACAACAACAGAAACAACAACAACAACAGAAACACCGACGCCAACUACAAAAGCCGCAGUGACGACACCUCCGCCACAAGACUUCCCGAUGGAUGCUGUUUUGCAAGGCUCUGGCAGUCUGUUUGCACAAUUACAAGGAAUGGGCGAGUCACAAAUGCCCACUCGUAAUACCCCUACGCUAGCUGAGUUGGCGAUGGGGGCGGCAAUGAGGAGGAACAAUAUACAGGUCUCAAGAGUUGAUGUCAGUGGUGCAUCAAGUGAUGCAACCGCCAAUGUCAUUACCCCAAACAGUCCGCCAUAUACAUCUCUACAGCAAAAUGAGGUUAUUUCACAAAAAGCCGAUCGCCAACAAACCCCAACAUCGCUAAGAGAACAACAUCAAUUUCUUUCUACAUUACUUACUAAACUGGGUUUGCAAACAAAUACGCAAACCUCUUCAGAUGGGAAGAGUAGCGGCUCUUCCGCGCAAAUUGAGGCUGCGAAGUCACUGCUAGCCGCACCCCAGCAGACAAGCAAUGACCAAGUUGCACAAGUACAGGAUCGAGGCACUGAAACAACUGCUAUGGACAAACUGAAGAAAAUUUUAAAUAACUUACCUACAGCUGGAUCUUUAUCAUCUUUCGGCAACAACGUCCAGGCGCCUAUAGCUCCACCAGCAAGGCAGACAACUCCCCAACCACAACCACAGCAGUCUGGGGGUGGAUUCCAGUCCUUCCUUCAAAGCCUCAAUCCACUUCAGCGACAACAACUCAAAGGAAUUUUGAAUGGAGGACAAGAGCCAGCGCCUACAACUACAACCACACCAGCACCUCUCACCGAGCAGGAACAGUUCAACCAAAUGAUGACACGAUUAUUAGCUAAUAACGGUGAAGGAGGAGGAGGCAACCAGAUGCAGACUAUGAUUGACUCCUUUAUGGGCGGCGGAGGUGGAGGCAUGGGAAUGGGCGGAGGUAUGGGAGCCAUGGAUAUUCUGGGACAAAUGGCAAAGGCGAACGUGGCGGAAAAAAUAGCUUCAGGCGAAGGUCGUCUAAUGAGCGGAGAACUGAGUCGAAAAGACCGACGUAUCCUUCGACAAAUGCGCCGCGGUAACAGACGUGGAGGACCACGAAGGAACGGUCCUAAUGGUGGUCAACGAAGAGGCGGCCCUGGACCGAAUGGCGGUCAAGGAGGGAGACGCGGACCUAAUGGCGGCAGGAGGGGACCAGGAGGUCCUAACAGACAAGGAAGGAGAGGAGGCCGCAGAGGUCCUUUGAACCGUAGGCGAAAUAUGAUGAUGCAAAGGCAGAUGAGAGACCGUAUGCUGAGAGCACGCGGUUUAGAGGUGCCAGAACCCGGCGAGAGACCAGGUCUAGGAGAAGGAGGACUUGGAUCCAUGAUGAUGAUGAGUCUGCUAUCAGGGAUGGGACAGAACGAGGGAGCCGGUUCCGGUAAUAUGAUGGGAGGAGGAGGAGCCGGUGGUGGCGGAGGGAUGGCCGAUAUGCUAAGCGCACUCGGUGGAAUGGGAGGUAUGGGCGGUAUGGGUGGUAUGGGCGGUAUGGGCGGCAUGGAGGCACUCAUGGGAGGAGGAGGAGGAGGAGGAGGAGGAGGAUCGUCAUCUGGCGGUAUGAACAUGGCUAAUAUGUUUUCUCAAAUGAUGGGCGGAUCCGGAAGUGGUGGAGGUAGUGGUGGCGCAGGUUCCACGGCAUCACCACCCGAGGGAGGUGCUGGCGAAGGUGGUAGCGGAGGUCAAGGAGGAGCUGGAGGAGCAGAUAUGAUGUCAGCUAUGAUGGGUAUGGGAGGAGGCGGCGGUGCAGGAGGAAUGGGAGGUCUUUUCGGAUCUUUAAUGGGAGGCGGUAGUGGAGGAGGUACAGGGGAAACAGCAGAGACGCCGAUGGGAGGAUUGGGAGGAAUGGGCAGCGGUAUGGGAGCAUUUGGAGGCGGCGGAAAUCCGUUUGGGAUGUUAGGACUGGGACUUCGCAAGAAGAGAUCGACAGAUAAUUCACAUAGGAGACAGAAACGUGCCUUGUCCACAACAGGAGCAUUAACUGGAUCAAGCUCUGACAUGAUGCAGAUGCUUACAACAUUUAUGGGACAAAACAACGUAUCUGCAGAAGUGAUGCUACAAUUGCUGCUCAAAGUGUCGCAGGAACCACCGACAACUGCACCGCCUCCAGCAGUGACACCCGCUAGCCAUCAAGUCUGGCCAGCAAUUACCCCUGCCGUAUUACCUGCACCUACACCUAGUAUACUUCCAGCACAUGUACCAACUGUUCUUCCUACCCCGCGCUCGCCUUCACAUUUCACACACCAGCCUGCACCUACCCCAUACGUUCCUCCACAGCUACCAACAAGUAACUUCAAUCCAACACCUAGUACAGGACUCAGUGGUUUCGGCGCAAUGUUUGCACUCAGCGGUCUCGGAGGAGGGUUCGGUAGUGGACAAUUACCGGGUAGUACAACUGGACUAGAUGCUGGUAUGGGCUCAAUGGCUGCCGUGCUAGGUUCUAUGGGUAGCGCUAUGGGAGGUUCUAUGGGAGGUCCUAUGGGAGGUCCUAUGGGAGGUUCUAUGGCAGGAUCUAUGGGAGGUUCUAUGGGAGGUUUAAGUGGCGACCUGGCUGCUCUCAGUGCCCUUGGAUUAACUGGACUGGGUGGAUCCACUAGCGGAUUCCCAUCAUCCGCCAUGACCACGGCAAACGAAAUGGCUAGUCUUGCAUCACUAGCAACCGCGGCUGCAGCAGCUUCACCGGCGAAACCACCCCCUGCGGUAACAAAUCCAUUGACACUUUCCACGAUGAUGGGGAACGCUGUAAACCGCAUACCAGCUACUCUUGACGACACUGCCGCCAUGGCUAAGCUAACCCCGUCACAAAUGAUAACAAAAAUGGCUCAGUAUCAACAAAUGGGUCUUACACGAGAUAUACUUUCUGAUAUAAUGGAUGUGCCAGCUCAUAUGCGAACCCGUACAGGAGAUCCCAUUAUUUUGCCACCAAAAGUUGAAGCUAAGGCAAUCAUGUUGCGGUCACUUGGGAGAACGCCGGACCAAAUAGCUGACGUAUUAGGGGACAUGGUAGCGGCGGCAACAUCACCAACGGCUAUGAGGAUGAAAGCUAUGCAAUCCGCUGUGAUGUUAGGCCGAACAGGUCAGUUUAGUCAGUUGUGAUGUUAGACCAAAAGGCUGAUCAUCUGUCAUCGAAAUAUUCCAUAAACAUUUAACGAAAGUGUCGAAAAUGUGUGACAAAGCGAGAUUGGUGUGAAAGAUAUACUGGAUUACACGCCGUACUGAGUGCUAACCAACUAGACGGACGUGGACAGUACUUGUAUAUCUUUGUCACACCACUAGGUGACCCUAGGUUAAGUUUUGCCAUACCUUAUGGUAUGGUCCUACACGGUGUAAUGUUUUUACAGUAUUCACUUCAUUAGCUAGGUUAAUUGAUAAAUUGUCAAAUAUCCUAUUUAACAUAAUUUUGUUUGAUGCUUGUCUAGUCGUGAAUAUGCCCCUGAUGUCUUAGCGUACUGCAACAUGUCAAAAAUUAGAUUAUAUUUCUACGGCCUUAGUUAGCGAAGUUUGUUCUAUGUUACUAUAAUUGAUUAAGAGAGAAUUCGCAUUACAGUUGAUGGAAAUAAUAAAUUGUUUCUAUGACACUGUUCAAAGUACUCGAUUUAUAAGAUAUGUUUUUAUGGUACUUCGUUGAUGUGUUUCUCGGUUUAUGAAAAAUGUUUGCGCAAAGUUUGAAUACAAGCUUACUGUAGAUUUGACGAUUAUCUAGGUAUAUUUUAUCAAGGAGAAUUAAAUGUCUACUGAUUUUCAUGUCCAUUUUUGUGCAAAUCGAAUUGUAUGAAGUGACACAAACCUAUCAAUAUAAUAAGAAAUGUGUUACUAGACACUUUUAUAAAUCCUCAAUUCAAUAAAUUGUUUGAUACCUGUUAAUGUGUAGUGAUGUACAUAAUAAAUAAAACAAAAUAUAUCAACACCAAUCAAUUAAUUACUAAACGAAUCAAUUAAGAACAAUUUCACGGAAAUAUUUAACUGAAAUCGAUCAAACAGCUGUCUUAUCUAGUUCAUCGCAUGUAGGUUAGGAGAGUGAAUUGUAAUAGAGAAUUACCAUACUAUGUUUAGUUAAGAUUGAAUGACAAAUACGACGAGAUUAUUUUAUAUAAAAAUAAAAUGGUUUUACAUAUU